GUUUGGUGAAGAUACUGUACGGAGGGUCGGACUGUGAAACGAAAUAGACCUUUAUUGAUCAUCUCUUCUGAUCUGGUAGUCGUUGCUCAGACAUGAAGAUCUAUGGAUGUGUCCGCAUGUGGCUCCUUUUGUGGGUUUGUUUAUGGGAAACAUCGCUCGGUCAGAUUGUGUAUUCCGUCUCGGAGGAGGUGGACAGAGGUACAGUGGUUGGAAACAUCGCCAGAGAUCUCAAGAUCGGCGUUCACGAGCUCGAGUCACGUACGUUUCAGAUCGUGUCCGGAUCUAACAAGAAGUAUUUCGAGGUAAAUAUGAAGACAGGGGCGCUGUUUGUGAACGAGAGGAUUGAUCGCGAGGAGUUUUGUGAGCACAGUCAGAGAUGCGUUGUGAACGUAGAGGCCCUCGCGCAGAACCCUCAUAACCUUUAUCGGGUUGAGAUAAACGUUCUGGACGUGAACGAUAACGCGCCACGCUUUCUGGACAGCGCAAUAAGUAUGAAUAUUACAGAGGAUGCAAGUCCAGGAGAGAGAUUUCAUCUUCCAGUGGCUGAGGACGCCGAUGUUGGCAGUAAUUCGCUGAAAGAUUACAGACUAAGUACCAAUGAAUACUUUUCCAUUGAUGUGCAGAGUGGAGAGCCCACUGUUUCUGUAGAGUUAGUUCUUCAGAAAGCUUUGGACAGAGAAAAACAGUCGGCUAUUAGUUUAGUAUUGACUGCUCUUGAUGGUGGAAAACCUCAGAAGACAGGGACAUUACAUAUUACUAUACAUGUAAUAGAUGUCAAUGACAAUAAGCCCGUUUUCAAUAAGCCUCUCUACAAAGUCAAAGUCAGAGAAAAUAUUGCAGUAGGUACUAAGAUUAUGUCUCUUACUGCCACUGAUUUAGAUGAAGGCACCAAUAGUGAACUUGUUUACUCCUUUUUUGGACGUGCAAAUGCCAAAACAGAUGGUUUAUUUACUGUCAUUCCUGAAACCGGAGACAUUGUGGUGAAGAACCAGAUUGACUAUGAAGAAACACCUGCCAUUGAGUUGAGAAUCCAAGCCAGAGAUAAAGGCAGCCCUCCUAGAAGUACUCAAUGCAAAGUUUUGGUAGAAGUUUUAGAUGAGAAUGACAACGCACCAGAGAUUAUAAUGACCCCACUGCUGGAUAGCGUGAAGGAGGACACCAAGCCUGGAACUGCUGUGGCUUUAGUUACAGUUUCUGACAGAGAUGGAGGCAAAAAUGGCCUCGUACACUGUUCUAUUAAAGGCUCCUUCCCUUUCAAACUGGACUCAUCAUAUAGCAACCAUUACUCCCUGGUAGUAGAUGGACCUCUGGACAGAGAAAGCAUUUCUGAUUAUAGCAUCACCAUUUCAGCUACAGAUGAAGGAGCUCCACCUCUAUCCAGCAGCAGUGUACUCACUGUUUACAUCUCUGACGUUAAUGAUAACGCACCACAGUUUUCAGCACCUGUUAUUGAUGCUUAUGUACGCGAGAAUGGCCAAGUUGGGGGUCAUGUGACAAAAGUAAUGGCAAAUGAUCCAGAUCUUGGAGUGAAUGCUGAACUUUCAUACAUACUGUUAGAGAACACCAACACUGAGGUUCCGAUAUCAACAAUGUUUCACAUUAAUCAUGUAAAUGGUGAAAUAGUUAGUAUGCAAUCAUUCAACUAUGAGACAACAAAAAGAUUUCAGUUCCAAGUUCAGGCCACUGACUCUGGUGUCCCUCCACUCAGCAGCAAUGUGACUGUGAACGUCUUCAUCCUGGAUGAGAAUGACAACAGUCCAGUUAUCUUACCUCCUUACUCUGAAGCUGGGUCAGUAAACACUGAGAACAUCCCCUACUCUGCUGAAGCGGGAUACUUUGUGGCUAAAGUCCGAGCUGUAGAUGCUGAUUCUGGUUAUAAUGCGCUGCUGUCUUAUCACAUCACUGAACCUAAGGGGACUAAUCUGUUCCGCAUUGGAAGCAGCACUGGAGAAAUCAGGACUAAGAGACGAAUGAGUGACCACGACCUGAAAACUCACCCACUUGUUGUGACAGUAUGUGACCAUGGAGAACCUUCACUGUCAGCUACAGUGACUGUUGAGGUUGUGGUGGUUGAAAGUCUGGACAGCGUGCAGCCUUCCCUAAGACAAGUGCCGAUGAAGGAGGAGGGCUUUUCUGAUCUGAAUCUGUAUCUGCUCAUCGCUAUUGUCUCAGUGUCGGUGAUCUUUCUGCUGAGCCUCAUCGGUUUAAUAGCAGCUAAAUGCUACGGGUCAGAGGGCGGUUUGAGCGGGUGCGGCGCUCCAGUGGUCACUACACACCCUGACGGGAGCUGGUCUUACUCUAAAGCCACUCAGCAGUACGACGUGUGCUUUAGCUCAGACACGCUGAAGAGUGACGUAGUGGUUUUCCCGUCGCCGUUUCCGCCUGCAGACGCAGAGCUGAUCAGCAUUAAUGGAGGGGACACUUUCACGCGGACACAGACUCUCCCCAGCGCUGGGAAGGUAAGGCUGAAAUUGGCUGUUAAGCUUUGCGUUACAUCACACUUUUGA
Colossoma macropomum (tambaqui) is the source of this 2507-nucleotide messenger RNA. RefSeq names its product protocadherin alpha-13-like. Lineage: Eukaryota; Metazoa; Chordata; Actinopteri; Characiformes; Serrasalmidae. Gene Ontology annotation, cellular component: plasma membrane. Gene Ontology annotation, molecular function: calcium ion binding. The record is from RefSeq and is a predicted model, not a curated record. The transcript has a single exon. Gene Ontology annotation, biological process: homophilic cell-cell adhesion. The coding region runs from base 93 to 2507 and encodes 804 amino acids.